Messenger RNA from Arabidopsis thaliana (thale cress), 2374 nucleotides. Its product is annotated as Basic-leucine zipper (bZIP) transcription factor family protein. The coding region runs from base 442 to 2085 and encodes 547 amino acids. The transcript is spliced from 5 exons. Gene Ontology annotation, biological process: regulation of DNA-templated transcription. Gene Ontology annotation, molecular function: transcription cis-regulatory region binding; DNA-binding transcription factor activity. Gene Ontology annotation, cellular component: cytoplasm; nucleus. NCBI's taxonomy places the organism in Eukaryota, Viridiplantae, Streptophyta, Magnoliopsida, Brassicales, Brassicaceae. The record is from RefSeq and is marked reviewed.
CUUUUGUUUUUCUUUGUUACUAGUACUACUUUAGAGUUUACACUGUCUUGCUCGUGUCAAAAAAGAAAAAAAAAAGUCGUCGUCUCUAUCGAGUUUUUUUUUACUAUUCUCUCUCGAGAAAAAAAAAAUCAAAGGGGAGAGAAAAUUGCGGAGGAAAAAAGAAAAGAAAGAGAAAAUGGCUCUGUGAUUCUCCAAUUUCUAUAGAGAGAGAGAGAAGAAGAAGAUUGAUUAGAUAAGUUUCUUAAUUCAACGUUGAGAGACAGAGAGAAAAAAAAAAAAAGAUUUUGUCAUUCUUCAAAAUACGUUCUCGCCAUUUGCGCCAUUGAUUAAUUCAAGUGCGUUGAAGUUAGAGGUUAGUUCUACACAAAGCUUGAUCUUUUAGGGGUUUUCUCUAGUUAUUGGAGAGUGGUGAGAAUUAGAAACUGCAUUAUCCGAUCUAAAAUGGGUGAUACAGAGAAGUGUAACAGUGAUAUGAUCCAGAGACUUCAUUCAUCUUUCGGCACUACUUCUUCUUCCAUUCCCAAAAAUCCCAUUUCUCAGCUCGAUUUAAACCCUAAUUUCAUCCGCUCAUCAGCUCCUCAAUUCUCCAAGCCUUUCAGUGACAGUGGCAAACGAAUCGGUGUUCCUCCGUCGCACCCCAACUUAAUCCCACCGACUUCUCCGUUUUCUCAGAUCCCGACCACCCGACAACCCGGUUCGCAUAAUUUUAACCCGGGAGGAGCUAAUCAUUCACGGUCAAUGUCACAGCCCAACUCUUUCUUCUCUUUUGACUCCUUACCUCCGUUAAGCCCUUCUCCGUUUCGAGAUCACGAUGUUUCAAUGGAGGAUAGAGAUUCCGGCGUGUUUAACAGCAACCAUUCGUUGCCUCCAUCGCCGUUCACGAGGUGUAAUUCGACCUCUUCUAGCUCCUUGAGAGUCGGUGAGAGUUUACCUCCGAGAAAGUCUCAUAGACGCUCCAACAGUGAUAUCCCCAGUGGGUUUAAUUCGAUGCCUUUGAUCCCUCCGAGACCAUUGGAGAGGUCUUUUUCUGGUGGGGAGUGUGCUGAUUGGUCAAAGUCUAAUCCUUUUGUGAAGAAGGAAUCGAGCUGCGAAAGGGAAGGUGUCGGAGAGAGAGAAGCUAUGGAUGAUCUCUUCUCAGCAUAUAUGAAUCUUGAAAACAUUGAUGUGUUGAACUCCUCUGAAGCUGAUGAUAGCAAGAACGGUAAUGAGAAUAGGGAUGAUAUGGAGAGCAGCAGAGCAAGCGGGACCAAGACUAACGGUAGUGAUACGGAAGGAGAGAGCAGCAGUGUCAAUGAGAGUGCCAAUAAUAAUAUGAAUUCUUCUGGUGAAAAGAGAGAGAGCGUGAAGAGAAGAGCGGCUGGAGGAGAUAUUGCUCCUACCACCAGACAUUACAGGAGUGUUUCAGUGGACAGUUGUUUCAUGGAGAAGUUGUCUUUUGGUGAUGAAUCUCUAAAGCCGCCUCCUUCUCCUGGAUCUAUGUCAAGGAAAGUUUCCCCUACCAAUUCGGUUGAUGGGAACUCGGGUGCUGCUUUUAGCAUCGAGUUCAAUAACGGUGAGUUUACUGCAGCGGAAAUGAAGAAGAUCAUGGCAAAUGAUAAACUAGCAGAGAUGGCCAUGUCUGACCCUAAACGUGUCAAAAGAAUCUUAGCGAACCGUCAAUCCGCAGCACGGUCAAAGGAGAGGAAGAUGCGGUACAUAGUAGAAUUGGAACACAAAGUGCAGACUCUUCAGACCGAGGCUACCACAUUGUCUGCUCAGCUCACACUUUUGCAGCGCGAUAUGAUGGGGUUGACAAAUCAGAACAAUGAGCUUAAGUUCCGGCUUCAAGCAAUGGAGCAACAAGCGCGUCUUCGCGAUGCUCUGAACGAAGCACUGAAUGGAGAAGUCCAGCGACUGAAACUGGCAAUCGGUGAGAGCAGUCAGAACGAAUCAGAGAGAUCAAAGAUGCAAUCACUCAACGCUGAGAUGUUCCAGCAACUCAACAUCAGCCAGUUAAGACAGCAGCCACAACAGAUGCAGCAACAGUCUCAUCAGCAGAACCACCAGAAUGGAACCAUGGCAACAAAAUCUGAAUCAAAUGAAUAGAGCAGAGAAGUUGUUGCGGUGGAUCAAAGGGUUGGAGUUUUUCAACAAGUUACAUAUCAAAUCAAACAUUAUAUUUCAUUUAUGUGCAGAGUCAGUUGAAUUUACAUAUAUAUCAUAUAAGUCCAAGAAAUUUAAUUUUACAAUAUGUUGUUAUCUUAGAAAGAAAAAAUUCAAUUUAUAGUAGAUAUAGGUAUGAACUAUGAACACAAGUUAUAUGUAAUGGGAUUGAUUGAGCUUCAGACAAAAAGAUUCUCUGUUUGUUUUGUUUUUAGUUUUUAAUUUAGUCUUG